This is a messenger RNA of Triticum aestivum (bread wheat), 1056 nucleotides long. RefSeq names its product 1-aminocyclopropane-1-carboxylate oxidase homolog 1-like. NCBI's taxonomy places the organism in Eukaryota, Viridiplantae, Streptophyta, Magnoliopsida, Poales, Poaceae. Bases 1 to 1038 code for a protein of 345 amino acids. The record is from RefSeq and is a predicted model, not a curated record. The transcript has 2 exons.
AUGGCCUCUAACUCCGAUCGUCUUUGUGCCCUCAAGGCCUUCGACGACACCAAGGCCGGCGUCAAGGGCCUCGCCGAUGCAGGCGUCACCACCAUCCCCUCCAUCUUCCACCACCCACUGCCCAUAGAGCACACAGAUCAUGAGCACCACUUCACCAUCCCGGUCAUCGACCUCGCGCCCGCCACGGGUGGUACUACUACCACGCCAUCCAAGCGAGCUGAGGUGGUUGCAGCAGUGAAGGCGGCCGCAGAGACGAUGGGCUUCUUCCAGGUGGUGAACCACGGCGUGCCCAAGGCGGUCAUGUCGGAGAUGCUCGCGGCAGUGCGGGGCUUCCACGAGGAGCCGGUAGGGGCCAAGGCGCUCUACUACGGCCGGGACUAUGGUCGGCCUGUGAGGUACUGGAGCAUCUUCGACUUGUUCCAGUCACAGGCGGCCAACUGGCGCGACACCUUGAUCAUCGAUACGGCGCCGGAGCUGCCGCCGCCCGAGGAGAUCCCACCCACAUGCAGGAGCAUUGCACCCAAUGGCCACUUGGAGGAGGACGCCGCAUGCCUGGAGAGGCUCGCCGGCCACUACUACCCGCCCUGCCCGGAGCCGCACCUGACACUGGGCACCACGCGCCACUCUGACCCUUGCUUCCUCGCUGUGCUUCUCCAGGACACCGUCGGUGGCCUCCAGGUGCUUCUCGAGGAAGACUACGAUGACAACAACAACAAGAAGAAGUCGUCUGCUGUGUGGGUGGACGUACCGGCGGUGGAAGGUGCGCCGGUGGUGAACAUCGGCGGCUUCCUGCAGAUCGUCUCCAAUGACAGGUUCAAGAGCGUGGAGCACCGUGUGGUGUCCCAGAGCGUCGGGCCUCGCGUCUCUGUGGCCUGCUUCUUCCGAAGGCAGGACGUGGCCACGUCCACGAGAGUGCUAGCGCUAAUCAUCGCCGAGGGCGAGGCGCGGUACAGGAGCACGACGAUGGCGGAGCUGGUCCAGCACAACAGGGCCAAGGGCCCCGAUGGUAGCUCUGCGCUGCAGCACUUGAGGCUCUGAAUCAAUCCCAUCAAAACU